This is a messenger RNA of Morchella importuna, 375 nucleotides long. RefSeq lists its product as uncharacterized. NCBI's taxonomy places the organism in Eukaryota, Fungi, Ascomycota, Pezizomycetes, Pezizales, Morchellaceae. The record is from RefSeq and is a predicted model, not a curated record. The transcript has 7 exons. The coding region runs from base 1 to 375 and encodes 124 amino acids.
AUGCCGAGCUCGUGUAUCAUAUCACCGUGCAACACUGUACCCGGUCAUCGGAGAGGAUGCAAUCUGAAGGAGAAUGAAGAAGAGGCAGUGGUGGCCGACCUAUCGGUGAAAGCUCCAACUAGGGCUUACCAAGAUCUCGUUGGAUGGAGUGGUCGGGCUUCUUCUAGAAGCGGCGAAAAUUGGGAUUCGAGGCUGUGUUUAGUUAUGGGCAUUAUAAUAGAAGGCCGGUCGAGAGCUAUCUAUCUUUCCUUCGAUUUCACAAAGGUGCAGAAGCCCAGCCGCAGUGCCAAAAGUUUUGUCACCAGCACACACACCAAUCCACAAACUGGUAUACCUCCUGUGCGGCUUCAGUGUCAUUCCAUCGGUGAUCUAUGA